Molecule: messenger RNA, 9473 nt
Organism: Oncorhynchus nerka (sockeye salmon)
Lineage: Eukaryota; Metazoa; Chordata; Actinopteri; Salmoniformes; Salmonidae
Exons: 2
Coding region: 4296-5057 (253 amino acids)
Source: RefSeq, a predicted model, not a curated record
AGAGCAGAGGCAUAAGAGCACCUCACACAACAAGAAGAGCAUCAGAAACAUGAACAACACAAAGUAGGUCAUUGCUCUUGCUCUCUUUCUUCCCCUCUUCCUCCCCCUUAGUCAAGUCCUUGCAGCUCCGAUGGAUGAAAAGAACAGCUGCCCCACCAACAUCUGGACUGAACUCCUGGCUGUCAGAGACAUGGUAGUGGAGCAACGCAUAGUGCUGAGAGACACAGAUGUCAAGUUGAGCGUCAUAGAGGGUGUGGUGGACAAACUCAGCAUAUACUGUAUAAUGAAGCCAUGGAGGCCAGGCUGAAAGUGAGUGGGGGCUUGGUAGCUGAACUGGAGAAAGAAAUACCAGGUACUGUAAUGCACAAAGCUAGAUUUGGAUAACUAUUCACUGUUUUUUUGUCUGCUAGAUGGAAGUAACUAACAUUUCUUGCUAUUUUGUAAAAAAUAAGUGUUGCCAUCAGUACAGUACUUUUUGGUAAGGGUCCUUGCCCUGAGUCCACAGAGAGGUCAGCAGUGGUGUUCUCUGCUGCACUGGGUAGCACCAUAGGGCCUUCUGACCAAGAUGGACCUUGAACAGAGAGGUGACCAAGAACCCAAUGACCACUCUGACAGAACAGGGUUCCUUGGUUGAAAUAGGAGAACAGUUUCUACAGCACUUCACCAAUCUGGGCUUUAUGGGAGAGUGGCCAAACGGAAGCCACUCACGAGAAAAACCUGCUUCAGAGUGCAAACGACUUUAGAAUGGGGCGAAAAAUGAUGCUCCAACAGGAAAAUGACCUCAAGCAUACAGCCAAAGCAAUGCUGAAAUGGCUUAAGAACAAGAAUGUGAAAGUUCUUGAGUGGCCCAGCCAAAGCCCAGGUUGAAUCUGUGGAAAGACUUAAAGAUUGCUCUUCACCGCCACUCCCCAUCCCGAACUUAACAGAGCUUGAGAAAAGGAAUGGGGGAAAAUCCCCAAAUCCAGAUGUGCGAAGACACAAGAUGACUCAGUUGUAAUCGCAGCCAAAGGUGCUUCCCCAAAGUAUUUACUCAGGGGUGUGAAUAAUUAUGUAAAUAGGAUAUUUCUGUAUGUCAUUUUCAAUACAUUUGCAAAGAUUUCUACAAAAAUGUUUUCACUUUGUCAUUAUGGGGUACAGUGUGUCAAGUUGAGGAAUAAGUCAAGGUGUAUGAAUACUUUCUGAUUUACAAUUGCAUUUUACAGGUUUUACUUUAUCAUGUCUUAUACAGUAUAUAAUCAAAUUUCCUCAUCUGUUUGUAUGCCCUCUAUCAAGGUGUUUUGGUGCUUCCCUUAUGCACUACCCUUUUUACGUGCACAUACUAUACCACAGGUAUAGUCAACUGUCUAUCCUGCGCUCUAUCUAUAAUGACAAUAAUGGUAGUUGGAUCGUUUGUCCAGAUCUACAAUAGGUUAAAUAGCAGUCAUACCACCUGAUAGGCAGGUGAGAGGCCAGGUGUGUCAUUGCUCUUGAAAGAACAGUGAAGAAAUGCAGGUCAAAAAGCUCCACCAUUGAUCUUGUUUAGGAACAAUACAAGUAUCUUACCUAGAAUAUCUACAACACCACAAUCCAAUGAAUAAUUGUAUUGUUUUCAAGUGAGUGCAAAUGAGAACAAUUAUACUCUAAGCUGUAAACUGCAAUGGAAAUUUCAUUAGAAUAAUGGCGCUAAAGCCCUGUUAUUUGAACGUUUCGUUCCAUUCAUUCCAUUUAGAUCAGUUGUGGGUCUACUCUCAACAGAUUAUACAAAGGCACAGUAGCAGGCCAGUCUGGCUGUAUUUUUACUUCUGAUACUGUUGUCGAUCAUCAUUCCCCGAAGUCGUCCUAUAGUGUGGCAAAAUAUUUUUAUAACUAACCCAAGAUAAACCACAGCCUGUCGUUUCUAUUCGGGACAAAUGAGUCAUAUUGGACAGAACAAGCAAGGAGGUGGGUAGAGCCAAACACAAGCUAGCGAGAUCCUAUUGGCGUGUUCGAGCAAAUAUUUGUGUAUUUCCAUUAGGGAACGCCUACUCUGUGAAGUACGCGUGUACAGUAACUCGAUUUGCCUUUGCACCCCUUUGAAACAACAAGAUUUUUGAACACUUUGGCAAAGUUCUACAAAACUUUGUCCACUCUGUUCAUAACAUAUUCGUUUUAGGAACAGAAAACUGUAUUGAAAUCAAUGUUUGAUCAAUGAGAAAAGUUGCAGGAUGUCGGCAAAAAUCAAUUCUCCCACUGCCAACCACAGGGCUUCCUCUCACUACCAUAAUUGGUAGUGAGUGUAAACGGCAAGCGUUUACUUCACUUUUAUACAUCCGGUAAAAUAUCUGUCUCAUUGUUCUAUGUGUGGUGUGGCCACACAGGCCUAUGCCAGUGGAAGGGGAGGACCCUCCUCCUCAGUGAAUUUCAUCAUCAACAAAAACAUUUUUAAACACUUUAAAAGUUAUCCUUUUUAGAUAAAACUUUACUUUUAAUAUAUUCACGUCACCAAAUAAUUUAUUAAAACACACUGUUUUGAAAUGAAGGUCUACAGUAGCCUCAAAAGCACUCUGUGGGGUAGCACCAUGGUGUAGCCGGAGGACAGCUAGCUUCCGUCCUCCUCUGGGUACAUUGACUUCAAUACAAAAUCUAGGAAGCUCAUGGUUCUCACCGCUUUCUAUAGACUUACACAGUAAUUAUGACAACUUCCAGAGGACGUCCUCCAACUUAUCAGAGCUCUUGCAGCAUGAACUGACAUGUUGUCCACCCAAUCAAAGGAUCAGAGAAUUAAUCUAGAUCUGAAAGAAUAAGCUACAGCUAGCUAGCAAGAGAGAGACAUUUAGUCAUUUUUUUCCACUUUCAGUUUCACUUACUUAGCUAGCAAAUGCAGCUAGCUAGUUUAGCCUACUCAAACACCCUGUUCAAAGAGAGCGAUGCUAUGUUAGCUAGCUGGCUAUGACUAUCCAACACAACACUGGAUUCUUCCAAGUCAAGGUAAGCUGUUGGUUUUACUAAUUUAUUGCCACCGGGACCUGCCGGUGUAAGUGCUAAACUGCUUACUGACUGUACACUGUAAUGUUACUGCAUGAUUGUAGCAGGUUUACUAACUUGUUUAACAGGUUUACUAACUUGCACCAAUGUUCAAUAUACAGUAUAUCCACAAGAUAGAGGUAUUAUCUGAUAGGCAGGUGAGAGGCCAGGUGUGUCAUUGCUCUUGAAAGAACAGUGAAGAAAUGCAGGUCAAAAAGCUCCCCCAUUGAUCUUGUUUAGGAACAAUAAAAGUAUUGUCAGGAAAACUAUGAUAUAUGAAGACUAUGAUAUAUCAGUGCUCGUCUAUGUACUCAUGUUAUUUUAUGCCCAGCUGUAUUUAUUGUCUUCUUUUAUAUAUUAUUGACUAUGAUGACUAUGAUGUUACUUUAGCUAAUACGGUGACAACAAUGUAGGCUGUGUGUAGCGGUUAUGAUAUGGUUUGGCUUAGAAAGGUUUUUUCAACCUGGACACAUACAGGCGAUGUGUUGUGCAUUGAAGUCCACAAGCGAUUUUUAUUUUAUUUAACCUUUAUUUAAAUAGGUCAGUUAAGAACAAAUUCUUAUUCACAAUGACGGCCUAGGAAUAGUGGGUUAACUGCCUUGUUCAAGGGCAGAACGACAGAUCUUUACCUUGUCAGCGCUGGGAUUUGACCUAGCAACCUUUCGGUUACUGAUCCAACGCUCUAACCACUAGGCUACCUGACGCCACAAAAUGGGAAAAAGUGAGAGGAGGAGAGCGCAUAGAUGCAAGAAGGAACACAACGUGGCUGCUAUGAAAGUGAACUGUUUACGUGUGUAUUCAUUAUGCCAAUUCUGUUGAAAAAAAAUCUUAAACGGAAGCAAACGGAACGAAGCGGGGAUAAACAGACCUGAAUUUGUCCAAUAGAAACUCUCGUUUGCAACUGUUGGACUAAUGAUUACGCCCUAGAUCAGCUAGAUGCAGGCAAGAGUGUGCAAGGAGGUAUUGAAUGUGUCACUGUCUGUCCAUGUGGCACUGUCUGUCACAUUGUAAACUAUCAUUCAUAGGCUAGGUUGUAGCAACCUCAUGAUGGGUAUAGGGACAAUGUUAGUAUGAUGUAGUAGCAGUGGUGUAAAGUACUUAAGUAAAAAUAUACUUUAAAGCACUACUUAAGUCAUUUUUUGGGGUAUCUGUACUUUGCUAUUCAUAUUUUUGACAACAUUUACUUUUACUUCACUACAUUCAGGAGAUGCAGCAGCAGGAGCAACAGCAGCAGCAGCAAAAGCAGCAGCAGCAGCAGCAGCAGUGGGAGAGGCUGCACCUUUUGGAAAAAUGGACUUGGGAGGAGAUCCUAGAUGGGAAAGGACCCUGGGCAGAGCCUGGGGAAUAUUGCUGCCCCAAAGCCGAGCUGGAGGCAGCGAAAUCAGAGAGGCAGCAUUAGUCCAGAGGCGCCAGAGCCCCUCAGUUCAGAGGCGCCAGAGCCCCUAGGUCCAGAGGCGCCAGAGCUUCUCAGUCCAGUGCUGCCAGAGCCUUCCUCCUCUCCAGCGCAGCCGGAGUCUCCCGCCUGUCCGGCAGAUUCUCCCAUCUGUCCAGAGCCGCCAGAGCCGCCAGACAGCCAGGAUCCGCCAGAGCCGCCAGUCAGCCAGGAUCCGCCAGAGCCGCCAGUCAGCCAGGAUCCGCCAGUCAGCCAGGAUCCGCCAGAGCCGCCAGUCAGCCAGGAUCCGCCAGUCAGCCAGGAUCCGCCAGAGCCGCCAGUCAGCCAGGAUCCGCCAGAGCCGCCAGUCAGCCAGGAUCCGCCAGAGCCGCCAGGAGCCGCCAGUCAGCCAGGAUCCGCCAGAGCCGCCAGUCAGCCAGGAUCCGCCAGAGCCGCCAGGAGCCGCCAGAGCCGCCAGUCAGCCAGGAGCCGCCAGAGCCGCCAGUCAGCCAGGAUCCGCCAGAGCCGCCUGUCAGCCAGAAGCCGCCAGAGCCGCCUGUCAGCCAGGAGCCGCCAGAGCCGCCUGUCAGCCAGGAGCCGCCAGAGCUGCCAGAGCCGUCUGUCAGCCAGGAGCCGCCAGUCAGCCAGGAGCCGCCAGAGCCGUCAGUCAGCCAGGAGCCGCCAGAGCCGUCAACCAGCCUGAGCUACAUCUCAGGCCUGCGCUACCUCUCAGUCCUGAGCUACCUCUCAGUCCUGAGCUACCCCUCAGUCCUGAGCUACCUCAGUCCCGAGCUGCCCCUCAGCACGGAGCUGCCCCUCAGUCCAGUGGGGCCCUUUGUUAGGGUUACUAGGCCAAGGUCGGCGGCGAGGGUCGCCACUCAAAGGGCACUAAGGAGGUGGACUAAGACAAUGAUGGAGUGGGGUCCACGUCCAGCGCCAGAGCCAUAGCCGCGGACAGAUGCCCACCCAGACCCUCCCCUAUAGGUUUAGGUUGUGCGGUCGGAGUCCGCACCUUGGGGGGUACUGUCACGUUCUGACCAUAGUUCUUUUGUGUUUUCCUUGUUUUAGUGUUGGUCAGGACGUGAGCUGGGUGGGCAUUCUAUGUUGUGUGUCUGGUUUGUCUAUUUCUAUGUUUGGCCUGAUAUGGUUCUCAAGCCGAGGCAGGUGUUAGUCAUUGUCUCUGAUUGGGAACCAUAUUUAGGUAGCCUGUUUUGUGUUGGGUUUUGUGGGUGAUUGUUUCUUGUCUUUGUGUCUAUGCACCAGAUAAGACUGUGUUCGCUUUUCACAUUUAUUGUUUUGUAGUUAGUUCAUGUUAAGGGUCUCUUAUUGAAGAACAUGAACUCUAACCACGCUGUGUUUUGUUCCGCCUCUCCUUCCCAGGAAGAAAGCCGUUACACAUCCCUACUGCAUCUGAUCUGGCAGACUUCAUUUGUAAAUUAUAUUUGAGUGUUGGAGUGUGCCCCUGGCUAUCUGUAAAUAAAUAAAAACUAGAAUAUGUGGCCAUCUGCUUAAUAUAAGGAAUUUGAAAUUAUUUAUACUUGUACUUUUACUUUUGAUAUUUAAGUAUAUUUUAGCAAUUACAUUUGUAUUUGUAUUUAUUAUGGGUCCCCAUUAGCUGCUGCCAAGGCAUCAGCUAUUCUCCCUGGGGUCUGUCAAAAUUAAUGCAGUUUUACAAUACAUUCUUCAAUACAUUCUAUCACAUUUACUUAAGUAUUCAGCCUCUACUCAGUAGGUGUUGAAGCACCUUUGUCAGCGAUUACAGCCUUGAGUCUUCUUGGGUAUGACACUACAAGCUUGCCACACCUGUAUUUGGGGAGUUUCUUCCAUUCUUCUCUGCAGAUCCUAACAAGCUCUGUCAGGUUGGAUGGGGAGCGUCGCUGCACAGCAUUUCCAGGUCUCUCCAGAGAUGUUAGAUCAGGUUAAAGUCCGGGCUCUGGCUGGGCCACUCAAGGACAUUCAGAGACUUGUCCCAAAGCCACUCCUGCGUUGUCUUGGCUGUGUGCUUAGGGUCAUUGUCCUGUUGGAAGGUGAACCUUCGCUCCAGUCUGAGGUCCUGAGCGCUCUGGAGCAGGUUUUCAUCAAGGAUCUCUCUGUACUUUGCUCCGUUCAUCUAUCCUGACUAGUCUCCCAGUCCCUGCCACUGAAAAACAUCCCCACAGCAUGAUGCUGCCACCACCAUGCUUCAUCGUAGGGAUGGUAACAGGUUUCCUCCAGAUGUGACGCUUAAGAUGUGUCGCCAAUGAGUUCACACUUGGUUUCAUCAGACCAGAGAAUCUUGUUUCUCGUGGUCUGAGAGUUCUUUAGGUGCCUUUUGGUAAACUCCAAGUGGGCUGUCACAUGCCUUUUAUUGAGGAGUGGCUUCCGUCUGGCCGCUCUACCACAAAGGCAUGAUUGGUUUGAGUGGUGAAGAGAUGGUUGUCCUUCUAGAAGGUUCUCCACAGAGGGACUCUGGAGCUCUGUCACAGUGACCAUCGGGUUCUUGGUCACCUCCCUGACCAAGGCCCUUCUCCCCCGAUUGCUGAGUUUGGCCAGGCAGCCAGCUCUCGGAAGAGUCUUGGUGGUUCCAAACUUCCAUUUAAGAAUGAUGGAGGCAACUGUGUUCUUGGGGACCUUCAAAGCUGCAGAAAGGUUUUGGUACCCUUGCCCAGAUCUGUGCCUCGGCACAAUCCUGUCUCUGAGCUUUAUAGACAAUUCCUUUGAUCUCAUGGCUUGGUUUUUGCUCUGACAUGCACUGUCAACUGUGGGAUCUUAUAUAGACAAGUGUGUGCCUUUCCAAAUCAUGUCCAGUCAAUUUAAUAUUCCACAGGUCGGGGUCUACCUGAUAGUUUUCAGUCUGGUGUUUUCUGUAACGACCUUAGUGAUCACAGUUUUACAGCCUGUGUUCGUAAUGACUGCUCAGUCAAACGACCUGUCCUGAUUUGUUAUAGUCGCUUGCUAAAAAACUUUAAUGAGCAAUCCUUCCUUCAUGUCCUGGCCUCAUGGCAAAAUUUUCAAUGAUAUUGUUAACAAACACGCCACCAUAAAGGAAAUGAGAAUUAAAAACAGAUUUAUCCCCUGCUUCGACCGUGAUCUUGCAGAGUUACUCAACCUCAAGAAUUUGAUUUGGCAAAAGGCUCGGCACACACAUACUCAGGCUGACUGACUCGCAUUCGGGCAAAUGAGAAAUAAGUGCACUCAGGCUUUCCGGAAGGCCAAAGUUAACUGCUCCUUAAAGUAACUAUCUCUCUUUGUGGGGCUAAGCCCAAGAAGUUCUGGAAAACGUUUAAAGACCUGGAGAAUAAACCCUCCUCCUCACAGCUGCCCAUGUCCCUUAAAGUUGAUGAUGUGGUUUUUACUGACAAGAAGCACAUGGCUGAGCUUUUUAAUCACCACUUCAUUCAAUUCCUAUUUGACUCAGCUAUGCCUCCUUGCCCGUCCAACAUUUCCUCAUCUCCCACCCCCUUCUUAUUCUAAUAAUCGCGAAGCCUAUCUCUGACCUUUUUAACAUGUCUCUCCUCUUUGGGGAGGUUCCCAUUGCUUGGAAGGCAGUCACGGUUUGUCCUUUAUUUAAAGAGGAGAUCAAGCUGAUCCUAACUGUUAUAGGCCUAUUUCUAUUUUUCCCUGUUUAUCAAAAGUGUUGGAAAAACUGACUGGCUAUCUUGAUGUCUAUAGUAUUCUCUCUGGUAUGCAAUCUGGUUUACACGCAGGUUAUGGAUGUGUCACUGCAACCUUAAAGGUCCUCACUGAUGUCACCAUUGCCCUUGAUUCAUACAAUGUUGUGCUGCUGUUUUUAUUGACUUGGCCAAAGCUUUUGAUACGGUAGACCAUUCCAUUCUUGUGGGCCAACUAAGUAUUGGUGUCUCUAAGGGGUCUUUGGCCUGGUUUGCUAACUACCUCUCAAAGAGUGCAGUGUAUAAAGUCAGAACAUCUGCUGUCUCAGCCACUGCCUGUUACCAAGGGUAUACCACAAUGGCUUGAUCCUAGGCCCCACGCUCUUCACAAUUUACAUCAACAACAUAGCUCAGGCAGCUCAGGCAGUAGCUGCAGUAGGAAGCUCUCUUAUCCAUUUAUAUGCAGAUUAUACAGUUUUAUACUCAGCUGGCCCCUCCCCAGAUUUUGUGUUAAAAGCUCUACAACAAAGCUUUCUUAGUGUCCAACAAGCUUUCUCUGCCCUUAACACCUCCAAAACAAAGGUCAUGUGGUUUGGUAAGAAGGGGCGGCAGGGUAGCCUAGUGGUUAGAGCAUUGGCCUAGUAACCGAAAGGUUGCAAGUUCAAAUCCCCGAGCUGACAAGGUACAAAAUCUGUCGUUCUGCCCCUGAACAGGCAGUUAACCCACUGUUCCUAGGCCGUCAUUGAAAAUAAGAAUUUGUUCUUAACUGACUUGCCUAGUAAAAUAAAGGUAAAAAAAAAAAGAAAAAGAAAAAAGAAAGAAGAAUGCCCCUCUCCCCACAGGUGUGAGUACUACCUCUGAGGGAUUAGAGCUUGACCUCAUAUAAGUACUUGAGAGUAUGGCUAGAUGGUACACUGCCCUUUUCUGCCUAUUUAUAAAACCCUCCUAGGCCUCACUCCCCCUAUCUGAGAUACCUACUGCAGCCCUCAUCCUCCACAUACAACACCCGUUCUGCCAGUCACAUUCUGUUAAAGGUCCCCAAAGCACACACAUCCGUGGGUAGCUCAUCUUUUCAUUUUGCUGCAGCUAGCGACUGGAACGAGCUGCAACAAACACUCAAACUGGACAGUUUUAUCUCAAUCUCUUCAUUCAAAUACUCAACCGUGGACACUCUUAAUGACAGUUGUGGCUGCUUUGCGUGAUGCUUUGCGUGAUGUAUUGUUGUCUCUACCUUCUUGCCCUUUGUGCUGUUAUCUCUGCCCAAUACUGCUUGUACCCUGUUUUGUGCUGCUACCAUGUUGUUGCCACGUUGUGUUGCAGCCAUGCUAUCGUCUUAGGUCUUUAUGUAGUGUUGUGUUGUCUCUCGUCUUGAUGUGUGUUUUGUUCUAUAUUUUUAAAUCCCAGCCUGUCCCCGCAGAAGGCCUUUUGGUAGGCCGUCACUGUAAAUAAUAAUUUGUUCUUAACUGACUUGCCUAGUUAUUAAAGGUUAAAUAAAAGGUUGUAGAAACAUCAAGGAUGAUCAAUGGAAA